This is a messenger RNA of Psammomys obesus (fat sand rat), 3642 nucleotides long. It is a transcript of the gene Rims4, whose product is annotated as regulating synaptic membrane exocytosis 4. NCBI's taxonomy places the organism in Eukaryota, Metazoa, Chordata, Mammalia, Rodentia, Muridae. The transcript has 6 exons. Gene Ontology annotation, cellular component: presynaptic membrane; cytoskeleton of presynaptic active zone. The record is from RefSeq and is a predicted model, not a curated record. Gene Ontology annotation, molecular function: small GTPase binding; transmembrane transporter binding. The coding region runs from base 1 to 756 and encodes 251 amino acids. Gene Ontology annotation, biological process: regulation of membrane potential; regulation of synaptic plasticity; positive regulation of synaptic transmission.
AUGCAGCAUGGCUAUGAAAACAUCAGCAAGACAGCUCAGGAGGCAGACAGCCGGAGGCUGAAGGGAGCCAUCCAGAGGAGCACAGAGACAGGACUAGCUGUGGAGAUGCCCAGCCGGACACUGCGCCAAGCCAGCCAUGAGUCCAUCGAGGACAGCAUGAACAGCUAUGGCUCCGAGGGCAACCUAAACUAUGGAGGAGUCUGCCUGGCCUCAGAUGCUCAGUUCAGUGACUUCCUGGGAAGCAUGGGGCCAGCACAGUUUGUGGGCCGCCAGACCCUGGCGACCACACCCAUGGGGGAUGUGGAGAUUGGCCUGCAGGAACGGAAUGGUCAGCUGGAGGUGGACAUCAUCCAGGCUCGGGGACUGACGGCCAAGCCAGGCUCCAAGUCACUGCCAGCUGCCUACAUCAAGGCCUACCUGCUGGAGAAUGGUGUCUGCAUUGCCAAGAAGAAGACCAAAGUGGCCCGAAAGUCACUGGACCCACUGUACAACCAGGUGCUUCUGUUUCCUGAGAGUCCCCAGGGCAAAGUCCUGCAGGUGAUUGUAUGGGGAAACUAUGGUCGGAUGGAGCGGAAGCAGUUCAUGGGUGUGGCCCGAGUGCUGCUGGAGGAACUGGACUUGACCACGCUGGCUGUGGGCUGGUACAAGCUCUUCCCCACCUCCUCCAUGGUGGACCCAGCCACAGGCCCCCUGCUCCGGCAGGCAUCCCAGCUGUCCCUCGAGAGCACCGUGGGGCCAUGUGGCGAGCGAUCUUAAUGCCAGGGAUGGGGAGGGGCUCCCCCCGAGAUGGCCUGGAGACCACCCAGCCCUGACCUGGGACCCCAGGCCCAGGGGCACAUUGGACAUUGGAGGAUGGGGUUCUUCCCCACAGUGGGGAAGCAGAAUGGGGAGACCUGCCCCCCUUGGGCCCCUCCUCACUCCUCCUUCACCUCCUACCCCUGAGACCUUCCCUCUCCCAGUGGGUUGGCUACACUUUUGACUUGGCCGGUUUUGACCUGGUGGGCGCAGCUACAGCCAGAGAAAGACUGAGGUGGCAGAGCAAACCACUGUCCUGCCCUACCCCACCCCACUUAUCCCCCUUUUGCCUCCUUGGAUGCUCGCUGCCCAGAGCCAAGUCCAGAACCAAGCCGGCCAUCUCCAUGGUGCCAAUUACCAGCAAGUGUCUUUCCUGCGGCACCGGGUUCAGGCAGCUACUCCUGCCCCAGAGCUGAUGGGGCAGUGUGCAAGGAUCCGGAGCCAGCUCCCGGGGGACCUGAGCUCCCCAGUUGAAGGGGAGUGUGGGUCUCCCUCUGCCUGCCCGUGGAAGGAGCUUUGCCGCAGCCUGUCUGAGUCCACCCAUCCAUCCCUUCCUGCCCCUCUGCCUGCCCGCCCCUCUGCCAUGAGUUCUAGGAAUGGGGGGCCAGCAGAGAUUCAAGGAAAGGAGGAGGCACCUGAGACCUGGCAUAGAUCCCCAGGGGUCCUUGCAGCAAUCUGGUCUGGAGCUCUUGGUGGACUGGAAAGGGCGCUGUCAUCUGUGAUAUGGUAGAGGACUGUGGGGACCUGAGUUUCCAGCACCCUGCACACAGGGAGCAACUUUCACGUGUGGUGGGUAGUGGGAGUGGAGCUCUGAAGAAAGCUUGGAUUAAGUCUAGCGGUACCAAGGUAAGGGUUUCCCAAACAGGAGAACCCCUCCUUGUUGGAUGAGAUCAAAGGUCAUCUUGUUAAUCCCUCGGCCUCUGGGCCAGGGGUCCUGGGGAGGCAUUAGAGCCCCUCCCAUUUUAGUCUUUUUAAAUAAACCAUCCUGUAUGAAGGGCAGAAGCCACUGCCCAGCCUCAUCACUUUGGCUCAAGGAGAGAUGGCGGUACAAAUGGAGGGCUGCAGAGCCGUGAGUGUAGGAAUUAGAUGCUCCAAUGAGGCCUGGGUAGCUGCCUUCCUGUGGCCCUCCCUAGGGCCUGCAGGAGCCCUUUUGCAUGCAAGGGAGGACACUGGCCCCUAUAGAAGCACAUUUCUGUCACCCCUCCUGGGAGGCACCCAGCAGCCCUUCACUCCUCUUCACUUAAUCCCUGCUGUGUAGGGUGUAGUCCAGGUCAUCUGGGUAGUUAGCGUUCAUGCCUGAGGCCUGUUAGCACAGAUGUAGUCUUAUUUGCAAGCCCCAGGCUGGGGGGUAUAGGAGAGACCCCAGUACAUUCCAGAAGAUUACAGACUCUCUCUCUAGCCUGGGCUGGAUGGGCUGCCAGGCUCCCCAAAGGCCAGCCCUUCCAUCUUCUCUUCCUUGCCUUCACUCCUCCCUUAUAGGGCUGUAGCCCAAACUAUUCAUUGUACUCAGCAUUCUGGGGUAAUACCCUUGGCAUUGAUUUUCUUUUAAGGAUGCACUCCUAGGAUUGCUGGGCCUUGCAGAGGGGCCUGGACUACACUAGAGGGUGUCAUUUUCCACCAAGGAUGCCAGGGCUCUGUUGAAUGCCAACCUUGUUCCUGGUUCUACCAGGGAUCCUUUCCCCUUGAGAAUGCUCCCCAUUCCCAGCCUGGCUGAGCCCUGAGUGCCCUUCAGGGCUCUCGUCCAGGUCUGUCAGCUCCACACACAGCUGUUGACACUACACAGGGAAGGAGCUGUGGAUAGGCCCCUCCAACUGGUCUUCAGAGUGGCCUCAGGACUGUGGAGGGGCAAGCCUCCUGGACAAUGGGGCAGGGCUCUGGAGGAGCUCCCAUUUGAGGCUCACACCUAGCCAUCAUCCAUUCCCCCCCCCCCGACUGGUAUGAUAUCUCUGCUAUUAGGUUAUUACUCACCAUUUGGAAUAUUUUGAGCCAGGAGGGUGCCUUCCCUCCCAGGCUGUCACUGCUAUGGUUGUUCAGGGUGAGACAGAGCCUGGCUGUCACAACCAGAGGGGAGGGGCUCAGCUCUGGUUUGUCUGGGAGAGAGAGAGAGAGAGAGAGAGAGAGAGAGAGAACAUGAUAGCAUGAAGGAGCACUUGGCUCCAAAGCAAUAACAACAUCGUGGGGUGGUCAGUGAGGCCCCCUUCGUGAUUUUCUUGUCUGUUCUGUGAAAUCUCGCUCACCUCCUGGAGGGGUAGAGUCAGGGGCUGGAGCCCCAUUUCUCUGUAUCAUUGUUAGCGUGUGCCCCACUUCCAAGGGGCUGUGACCACUGGGUGUGGGAGCCAUAUCCGUCCUCACCAAAGGACUGGACAGUGCUUGGGGAGGGGGAGCGCUUUUCAUCAUUAGCUCUGGGGACCACCAAGCCCAGCCUGCUCCCACUGUUGUCAGACCCUCUGUCAACUCAGACUCUACCGUGUGGAGGGAGGGGAGAGUUGGGGGGCCUUUCUGGUGCUGUGUCUCUAGGAGUGUUUCUUUUUACCCCCCUCCCCCUCUGGACAGAGGUCAUGUAUAGGGCUGCCAUGUAAAGGGGCAUCUCCUUUUUUCUUACCCAGAAUGCUUCUGCAUUCUGAAGGGAAGGGCCUUUGGAUAUUUAGUCCAGUUGCAAGAAAGAAAGAAAGAAAGAAAGAAAGAAAGAAAGAAAGAAAGAAAGAAAGAAAGAGAGAGAGAGAGAAAGAAAGAAAGAAAGAAAGAAAGAAAGAAAGAAAGAAAGAGAGAGAAAGAGAGAGAGAGAGAGAGAGAAGGAAGGAAGGAAGGAAGGAAAGAAAGAAAGAAAGAAAGAAAGAAAGAAAGAAA